Messenger RNA from Eurytemora carolleeae, 1879 nucleotides. RefSeq names its product T-complex protein 1 subunit alpha (gene CCT1). Gene Ontology annotation, biological process: protein folding. The transcript is spliced from 14 exons. The coding region runs from base 22 to 1692 and encodes 556 amino acids. Gene Ontology annotation, molecular function: ATP binding; ATP-dependent protein folding chaperone; ATP hydrolysis activity. Gene Ontology annotation, cellular component: chaperonin-containing T-complex. The record is from RefSeq and is a predicted model, not a curated record. NCBI's taxonomy places the organism in Eukaryota, Metazoa, Arthropoda, Copepoda, Calanoida, Temoridae.
UUCGUUUUUUUCAGAAUAAAAAUGUCGACAGUACAAGCUGCUUUAACUCUUCGAGGAGACAGGAAGACUGGUCAGGAUGUCAGAACCCAGAAUGUAAUGGCCGCCAGCAGUAUUGCCAACAUUGUUAAGUCUAGUCUUGGACCCGUCGGUCUCGACAAAAUGCUGGUCGACGAUGUCGGAGAUGUCACAAUCACCAACGACGGAGCGACUAUCCUCCAGUUGCUCGAGGUUGAACACCCCGCUGCUAAGGUUCUUGUAGAGCUUGCUGCUCUCCAGGAUGAAGAGGUUGGAGAUGGUACCACUAGUGUUGUUAUUAUUGCUGCUGAACUAUUGAAGAACGCAGAUGAACUUGUAAAACAGAAGAUCCAUCCCACAACCAUCAUUGCAGGAUACCGUCUAGCCUGUAAGGAAGCUGUAAAAUAUAUUCAGGAGCAUCUAACAUUCAAGGUUGAUGAGCUAGGAGAGGACUGUUUAAUGAACGCUGCCAGGACCUGUAUGUCAAGUAAACUGAUUGGAGCAGAUUCAGAAUUCUUCUCCAAGAUGGUCGUAGAAGCUGCCCAAGCUAUCAAGGUUACAGAUCACAAAGGAACAGUCACGUAUCCAAUCAAAGCUGUAAACGUACUCAAGGCUCAUGGUAAAUCUGCUCGUGAAUCCAUGUUAAUCCAUGGAUACGCUCUUAACUGUACAGUAGCUGCUCAGCAGAUGCCUAGGACGAUCAUGAACGCCAAGAUCGCCUGCCUGGAUUUCUCCCUGCAGAAGGUGAAGAUGAAGAUGGGGGUUCAGCUUCUAGUCUCAGAUGUUGAUCAGCUAGACAAAAUGAGGGAUCGUGAGCAGGACAUCACCAAGGAAAGGAUCGCUAAGAUCUUGGCAACCGGAGCUAACGUGAUCCUCACCACGGGAGGAAUUGACGAUCUUUGUCUUAAGUACUUCACAGAAGCCGGAGCUAUGGCUGUCAGGAGAUGCAAGAAGGCUGAUCUCAAGAGAAUUGCCAAGGCGACCGGAGCCCAGUUCAUCACCUCCCUCGCAAACGUGGAGGGCGAGGAGAGCUUUGAGGCCAGCUUCCUCGGGGAGGCCGCUGAGGUUUGCCAGGAGAGGAUCUCCGACGACGAGUUGAUCCUCGUGAAGGGAACCAAGGCUAGGUCUGCUAGUUCUAUUAUACUCCGUGGUCCUAAUGAUUUCUACUGUGACGAAAUGGAAAGAUCUGUUCAUGACGCACUUUGCGUCGUUAAGCGAGUGCUGGAGAGCAAGAGCGUAGUAGUUGGUGGAGGAUGUGUUGAGGCUGCGCUAUCUAUCUAUCUUGAGAACUUUGCGACCUCAUUGUCCAGCAGGGAACAGCUCGCCAUAGCAGACUUUGCCAAGUCUCUCCUCGUCAUUCCAAAGACCCUGGCUGUGAACGCUGCCAAGGAUGCCUCUGAUUUGGUUGCAAAGCUCAGGGCUUACCAUAACUCCAGCCAGACAAAGAAGGAGCAUGCUGCCAUGAAGAACUAUGGCUUGGAUCUGUAUGAAGGUGUGGUCAGGGAUAAUAAGAAGGCCGGGGUUUUUGAGCCAGCUAUCUCGAAGGUGAAAUCUCUGAAGUUUGCAACUGAAGCUGCGAUCACUAUUCUCCGUAUUGAUGAUAUGAUUAAACUAGCUCCGGAGAGGGGAGAGGAGAGAUCUUAUCAACAAGCCCUAGCCUCCGGUCAGAUGGGCUAAACCUAUCAAUACUCGCCACCAGUAUCCGUACAUGCAGUACAUGCCUGUGCACUCACCCUCUGCUGUACAUUGUACACAUUAUUAAUGCUUUUGUAACAGUGAGAGAAAUUUUUUAUCCACUCCUGUGAUUCGUGGAGCACUGUCGAUCUAUUCUCUUGUAACUAAUAAAACACAGAAGAAGUCCAAA